AUGGCCGCGGCCUGUCACUUACUUCCGAGCCUUCUCGACGUCAUGAAACGGGUCUUUGGCACAUUCCACCUCGGAAACGCUAUCGCAGGAAAACUUGCCGGGCCCGUCUUCAUUCCCCGUGUACCGGCAACCCUUCUUCCCGAAGACGCUCUGCUGAGCUUUGAAGCUGGGGGGCCAGGGCCGUUUCUCCACAGAGGCAAGUGCUGCCGUCCAUCCGACCGAGUCAGCCGUGCAAAGGUCGAAGCUUGGAAGGGGGAGGGGGAGGAGGAGGAGGAGGAGGAGGAGGAAGAGGCGCAGAUGUCUGAGGCAAGGAAGAGCUCCUUGAUGUUAUCGGAGGGUUGCUUCACUUGGUCGAUGGGCUCGGCGUCGGGGGCUUGGUCGCGACGGUGCCGGUCGUCGUCGAGGACGGAGCCGAGAUGGCAGUUACGGUUCACCGUUGUCGUGUCUUGGUACACCGUUGCCGUGACUGUCACGGUUGUUUCGGAGGCCGACUCAGUGAUUCCCAUGCUUUCUGAUGGCAGCCCGGACAGGCCAGGUGUCGGCUCAUCGCGUUUCCCGAGCCCCCCUUCUGAAAAGUGUAUCGACCCCCUUUUGAAAAAGAUGGAGGAGGUCCCGCCAGCAGAGGAGCCGAUUGUACAUGUAGGCUCCGUUGAGGCGAUGCUCUUUGCAGUUGUUGCCAACUUCACCGAUUCAAUGGCGCUGCAGCCCGUGACUGUUGUGUAG
Colletotrichum destructivum is the source of this 723-nucleotide messenger RNA. RefSeq lists its product as uncharacterized. The record is from RefSeq and is a predicted model, not a curated record. Lineage: Eukaryota; Fungi; Ascomycota; Sordariomycetes; Glomerellales; Glomerellaceae. The transcript has 4 exons. Bases 1 to 723 code for a protein of 240 amino acids.